Pseudocercospora fijiensis CIRAD86 is the source of this 2160-nucleotide messenger RNA. RefSeq lists its product as uncharacterized. The record is from RefSeq and is a predicted model, not a curated record. The transcript has 3 exons. NCBI's taxonomy places the organism in Eukaryota, Fungi, Ascomycota, Dothideomycetes, Mycosphaerellales, Mycosphaerellaceae. Bases 1 to 2160 code for a protein of 719 amino acids.
AUGGCCCGAUGCAAGCGUAAUGGGCUCCUCACUUUGGUCAACACGGCUGUUCCAGGACUCAAAGGCUCUCUGAAGGCUGUAGAGAAGGCCGCCGAAAGCUUGGACAUGAGUGCAGCCAGAGGCAGAGCCGUUCCGAAUCAGCUCGAACGAAGGAAGCUUGCAGAUGCGACACGACUUCACCAUCGAUCUGGUAGCCGCGCCACCGCUUUCCUUCCUGGCACGGCACUUGCAUCACUUUCCGGCAGCGGCAGUCGCGAGCAGUCGCUCUCGCCUCACUUCACCAUGUGCUUUCAGGGUUGGGCCAAUUAUGCCUGCGGCCACACGAAGGCCUUCGAACAGACGUGCGCCUAUGCCGACGAUCUCGACGUCACUUUCUGGCUGAAAGUCGCUUGUCCGUGGUACAGCAACACCUCGCGCCAACUCGACUUCAAGUGUGGCAAGCACAAAUACUAUUGCGGCCACAGUGAGGAUGGCGCGUACCUCGAGAAGGUGCACCUGAAGCGCGACAAGGCGGAAGAGAAAUUCAACGAGCUUCAUGAUCAGAUGCACAAUCAUUGGUCGGGACUUUUGAAGACGAAAUGGGAGGCUCACAAGGAGCGAGGAGGAACGAAGGAAGAGUGGGUCCUCCCAAUGCCUCACGCAAGCAAGCACUCUCACUUCGCAUCCAGCUCUACGAUCGCUCACAGAUACAUCACUCAUGUCAAGGAGCGCUCGCUGACCCCCUUUAGGUACAUGUCUCAUCCCAGCGUCAAGAAAGUCCAGGAGAUCAUGACGAAUCUCGAUUCUCAGAAGAAUGAGGCACGUCGGGACAUGGAGAAAUGCGACUACAUCAUCAAUGAGACGAAGAGAUUCUAUCAGCUGUACGGGAAUCAGUCCAUCAUGAGCACUCCCACCCACACAGGCAUGCCCAUGGCCGCGGCCUUCAGUAUCGGAGCAGAGUCUCAAGCCAUUGCUGGAGCUCCCUUGCCUCAAAUGGCAUCAGCAGCGAAUACUUUGUAUCAAGCAGGCCUAGCCAAACCACCUGCUAAUCUGGGCAUGAUGGCUGGCUCAUCUCAUAACCAGCCGCAAGCAGGCGGCAUUCAAUAUGGCAACAUUCUGGGACCAGCACCGCAUCGGCUGGGAGGCCUUUACAACCCUGCUAUGGCAAACAUGACCAGUGGGCCGCUUCAAAACUAUGCCCAAGCUCCGAAUCAUCCAUCUCUGCCACAAUAUUCUCCGCCGAAGAAGCGUGGACGUGGAAAGAAGAAGACAGAGGAAGAACCUCCAAAGAAAGAGUCGGAAAGUGUUCGGCGGAGUACGCGUGUCCGGGGCAAGAAAAUCAACUAUGCCGAAGAGCUCACGGAUGUUUCGCGAUCACCAUCGCCUGAGAAGUCUGAUGCGUCUGCGUUCACCCCAUCAAAGUCAGACGCUUCUGGCAGUCCAGCUAAGUCGAAGAACGCUCGGCAAUCUAUUUCUCGCACACGGAACCUUCAACAAGGACUUCACAGUCGUGGCAGCCCUUCGCUACUGGACAAGAUCGGCGAGUGGAAGCGACAAGACAGCAGCUUCAACACGCCCUCGCCUCCGAAGCGAAGCUUUAGUCAACAAUAUUCACAGAUGCCAAGUGGAAGACCUGGAUCUCCUUUGAAGAACGAGAAUCUUCGGGCCGGAUAUUUGGACACCCCUGGAACGAUGCAAACCCAGCCUUGGUCCACGCAAGUGCCAACCGGUCCUCAAGGUCAAGCGCAUGCGGGUGCCCAGAGCGGGAUGUAUCCAACACACGCUCAGCGGAACUGGGUCGUCGACAGGAAUGGCUCAAAUCCAAUGCUCUCUGCUGCUAUGGCUAUCAGUGGAAUGCUACAACCUCGACCACAGCAGGAGUCGCAGCAGCCUAUGCCGAGCUACAACUAUCAGCGAAUGCAUCAAGCGCUCCACACAUCAUCUCAAGCCAGACUUCUUGCUCCAUCGGCACAACAUCUCGGAACAAAUUCCCCCAUGAAGCGCACAGUGUCUGCACCAGAGCAGAACGUUGCUCCCAUGCUCGCCCCGACACUAGCGGUCGAAGCAAUCCAAGCAGAACCUUCUUCCGAUAUCGACUGGAAUCUUCAUAGUGGCGAUGGCUCAUUCCAGCAGGAAAACAAAGUGCUUGGUUCACGAUCCGGACGGGAGGUUUUGGGGUGA